Messenger RNA from Nymphalis io (European peacock), 3034 nucleotides. It is a transcript of the gene Corin, whose product is annotated as atrial natriuretic peptide-converting enzyme. The record is from RefSeq and is a predicted model, not a curated record. Gene Ontology annotation, biological process: proteolysis. The transcript has 16 exons. NCBI's taxonomy places the organism in Eukaryota, Metazoa, Arthropoda, Insecta, Lepidoptera, Nymphalidae. Gene Ontology annotation, molecular function: protein binding; serine-type endopeptidase activity. The coding region runs from base 64 to 3000 and encodes 978 amino acids. Gene Ontology annotation, cellular component: membrane.
UUCAACGUAUAAUUAGACGCUGAAUUCUCUGAUAAAUGAGAGUAUCCAGGCCUCCCGGACAAGAUGGCCUCUUUCAAAGACUGGCUUACAGUAACGUGGGCGCAAAGCGGGAUGCACCUUCAGCCGGAAGCCGGCAACGAAGACGACACGGACUCGGUACGAGGACGUUAUGGGAGAGCUGGCAGUUUAGCUGUCACUCCAGGAGAAAAAUUAAUGGAACUACUUCGUCCGAACGUCGGCACACCUCGCCGCCAUUCGACUGCCGCCUGCGCUCCGGCACAACCGAGGCCCUCUGGCUUCGUGUACUGUCCCUCUGACGCGCUUCCCUAUUGCCCUCCGUCGAGAUUCGCUGUGCCCAGACCAGUUAAUAAGUUGCCGCCCCCACAAAUACAACAGCCACCUCAACCGCCACCAGUACCACAGCGGACUGCUCCGGUAGUGACGCCGUUACCCGUUCCACCACCAGCACCCCCUCGACGAUCUUCGCCACAACCUCCUCGUCGAGUACCACCUCCGACGCCACCCCGGCCAGUACCCACAACAACACCUCCUAUAGUUACUGACCCCAAUGGAAACAAGCGAUCACCACCAGCACCGCUACAGCAAAUAACAGUUCAACCAAGACUUGACUGCAAUCGUAACCCUCAACCACCCGUCCCGAGACGACCACCCCAAAAGAUACCAGAUACUCCGUACCCAUCAGCACCUUUACCUCAGACCAAUCCAGUGAAGCGAUCACCAAGCUCUGGAUCAAAUAUUAGUGUGCGGCAAGACUCCAAUGUUUCAUCUGAUUCAUUCAGUCAAACGUCCUCUCCAUCGUAUACGACGAAGACCAUGGAAGCGCCAUUGCUUCCCCAUCAGCAUGUUAACAAAAGCCUCAAUGCCAAGAUAGCGAGAGGGCUACUGCUCAAAGAACAGCAAGAGAAGGAGACGGGGAACUCUUCGAUAACGAAGAGCAUGUCAACGCCGGCCUCUUUACAAACUAUCGUUAGAUUCCAGAAUGGGAGUAAUAUGUCACUACAUCAUAGGAUGCUUCGAGAUAUGCGCAGCUCCAGUACCGAGAGUUCAGCGCACAAGUUUCGACUGAUGCAACUCGCGUUAAACGCGGUUGCUUUACUAGCUAUCACCGGCGCUCUCUUCGCCUAUUUCCGGGCAAACCCCGCUGUUCAGUACGUAUCUCAAGUCGUAAACCGCUCGUCGGUAGUCACGUGGCCAGCACCGACUGAACCGCCGGGCGCUCGCAACCCUGCGCCCGGAGUCUGCUUGCCGGUGAUAGUCACAUUCUGUCAGCAGCAUCGAAUUUCAUAUAACUUCACCGUAUUUCCAAAUUAUAUUGGUCAUUUUGGACAAAGGGAUGCGCAACAGGACUUGGAAAUAUAUGACGCUGUCGUGGAUGUGCGAUGUUACGAGCUCACGGCCCUCUUUCUAUGUUCACUCUUCGUGCCCAAAUGUGGCCCUUUGGGUCAUAUGGUCAGACCAUGCAGAAGCCUUUGUCAAGAAACAAUGCGCCGUUGCGGGUUCUUCCUUGAGGUAUUCGGCUUAUCGAUGCCGGACUAUUUGCAAUGCGAGAUAUUUCCUGAAUCUACUGACACGGACGUCUGUCUCGGCAACCGAGAAGUUAAAGAUGCACGACUCAGAGCCGCCAAGCCAGUAUGCCCAACUGGUUUCCAAUGUGACAUGAACCGCUGCAUUCCCCACGAUUGGCGCUGUGACGGCCACGUGGACUGCGCGGACCGCUCCGACGAGCUCAACUGUCGCGUGUGCAAGCGCAGCGGUGACGUGCACUGCGGCAACCAGCGAUGUAUAUCACAAGCUCAUCUUUGUGACGGCAAGGUUGACUGCCCUUGGGGACAGGACGAGAGGAAUUGUUUGCGACUGAGUGACGCGAACGGUGACAUUGGUAGCGGCGAGCUGCAAGUGUACCGCGCCGCCAAUCAGUCCUGGUUCCCCGCCUGCAUCAGCACACUGGACGAACCUACUGCCGUCAAACUUUGCUCCAUGCUCGGAUACUCCUGGGUGAACACGAGCUCCGUGGUGGGGGGGGCGGGCGCGCGCGCGGGCCGCGGCCGCGCGCACGUGCACGGCGUGGCGCAGUCGUACCGCGCCUUCCAGCGCAGCGAGGGCGGCCUGCUGCGCGAGCUGAAGGACUGCCGCCACGACACCAGCCGCGUGCACCUCGUCUGCAACAACUACGAGUGCGGCAAACGUCGUACAAUCGGUGCUGGAAGGAAGCGGAUAGUAGGCGGUGUGGAGGCUUCUCCUGGUGACUGGCCCUUCUUGGCUGCGAUUCUAGGAGGCCCUGAGGAGGUGUUCUAUUGCGCUGGAGUUCUUGUAGCUGAUCAGUGGGUACUGACUGCAUCGCAUUGUGUUGGAAAUCAUUCAGAUGUGAACGGCUGGACCAUCCAAUUAGGUAUCACUCGAAGACGAUCUCACGCGUACUACGGACAGAAGGUGAAGGUACGCCGAGUGGUACCACAUCCUCUCUACAAUGUGGGCGUCGCGCAUGACAAUGACAUCGCAUUAUUCCAGCUGGCGGUGCGCGUGCGCUACCACGAGCACCUGUCCCCCGUGUGCCUGCCGCCCGCGCAGCGCGCGCUCGCGCCCGGCACGCUGUGCACCGUCAUCGGCUGGGGGAAGCGGGACGACAAGGACAUGUCAGAAUACGAACCGGCGGUGAACGAGGUCGAGGUGCCUGUGCUGAACCGCGACCUCUGCAACCAGUGGCUCGAGCAUCGCGACCUCAACGUCACCGAGGGUAUGAUCUGCGCGGGUUACCCGGAAGGCGGCAAAGAUGCCUGUCAGGGCGACUCGGGCGGGCCGCUGCUGUGCAAGGACCCCGACGACACGUCGCGCUGGUACGUGGGCGGCAUCGUGUCGUGGGGCAUCAAGUGCGCGCACCCGCGCCUGCCCGGCGUGUACGCGUACGUGCCGCGCUACGUGCCGUGGAUCGCGCGACAGAUACGACUCUACGACGACAUCGCGCGCUCCGACGACGACUGAGACGCCGCCCUUGACGUAACCGAGCCUCUAACGG